Molecule: messenger RNA, 2477 nt
Organism: Aspergillus pseudotamarii
Lineage: Eukaryota; Fungi; Ascomycota; Eurotiomycetes; Eurotiales; Aspergillaceae
Product: transmembrane 9 family protein
Exons: 5
Coding region: 86-2212 (708 amino acids)
Biological process (GO): protein localization to membrane; vacuolar transport
Cellular component (GO): membrane; Golgi apparatus
Source: RefSeq, a predicted model, not a curated record
AUUUUGUCGGUGCAUGUUUCCUUGAUAAAGCACCUGUUCUCUCUAAUAGCGAGGGGUAGCCCCCAUUUCCCCCAUCACCUCAAUAAUGGAGCUGAGACGCUUGUGGUGCCCUCAUCAAUGGGCUUUGUGGUUGUUAUUCGUCUCAUACUCCUGCGCGUUCUACAUACCUGGCUAUUCAGUCAAACGUUAUACUGAUGACGAGUCCAUCCCCCUUCUUGUGAACAAAAUCUUUUCCGACCAUACGCAGCUUCAGUACGCCUACUAUGACCUGCCUUUCGUCUGCCCCCCAAGUGGGAAAACGCAUGGCGGCUCACCCUUCGGCUCGGGGCAUAGCGUUUCGCUUAACUUGGGAGAAAUUCUACGUGGCGAUCGGAUAAUGACGUCUGACUUUGAACUGCAGAUGGGAAAGAAUGUAGAGUGUCAAGCCCUCUGCACGGCGGAAGUAGGGCGCAAAGACGUCAAGUGGGCUCGUCAGCUUAUCAACGAAGGCUAUGUCGCAGAAUGGAUCGUGGACAACUUGCCUGGAGCGACUAGCUUUGUCACCGUCGACCGUAGUCGCAAGUACUACGCAACCGGGUUCAAGCUUGGAUCGCGGGACCUCUCACCUAUAGACGGCAAACCACAUUACUAUAUCAAUAACCAUUACACCAUCGUGAUCCGCUGGCGGUCGGCACCUGAAGGUGGCAAGUUAAUUGUUGGUUUCGAGAUUUAUCCGAAGAGUAUUCGCACCGAGGACCAUGUUGAGAACGGCUGCCCCAAACAAGUACAUGAGCACCACGACGGUCUGGAGCUAUACAUCCCUCCAAACACAGCAAAGCUCCGUGAGAUGUAUCCUGGCUCUUCAUAUAUUCCGGAAGACGACGGGGUUGAUGACGGAACUACACUGAAGAUUCCGUAUACAUACUCCAUCUAUUUCAAGGAGGACAACAGCAUUGACUGGUCCAGUCGAUGGGACCUCUAUUUUAGCAACCAAGACGAUAGCUCUAUGACGCACUGGUUUGCGAUUCUCAAUUCCUUGACUAUAUCUAGCGUUCUUGGGGUGGCUGUAUAUGUCAUCUGGGGACGAACAGUCCAAGGAGAUAUCAAGGGUCGAGGAGACGGGGCAAUGGAUGAAGCUAAACUGAAGGCUCGAAGCGCAGCCAAAGCAAAGACUCAUGAAAGAAAAGGAGACGGCAUCUUGGACCAAGGAUCGGAUCUUGAGCGGGAUGCAGAUUUGUCAUCCGACGACGAGGGUCUCGAAGAUGUCAGCGGUUGGAAACUCCUGCAUGGUGACGUUUUCCGAGUGCCGGAGUACAGCGGCCUACUUGCACCACUUGUUGGCUCUGGUAUGCAACUAUUGUUUAUGGCCUCGGGACUUCUUCUGCUCAGUUGCCUGGGUAUCUUAAACCCUAGCUUCCGUGGCGGAUUCGUUAGUGUUGGAAUGGGUUUGUUUGUAUUUGCAGGCCUCUUCUCCGGCUACUUCUCCGCAAGGUUGUACAAAACAUUUGGCGGCGCCAAUUGGAGAAAGAACACGUUAAUUACCGCUCUCUUCAUUCCUGGCCUGACCUUUUGCCUCAUAUUCAUCCUGAAUCUCUUCGUUUGGGCACAGGCGUCCAGCACGGCAAUCCCGUUUGGCACCUUGAUCGGUCUUCUUGCACUUUGGUUGCUGAUUCAGGUUCCUUUGGUUUAUAUUGGUAGCUGGUACGGUUAUGUACGAACGACGCCGUGGGAGCAUCCAACCAAGACCACGUCAAUCGCUCGACAAAUCCCGCCGCAACCCUGGUACCUGCACAACACUUACGGACCCGCUCUGACAGGGCUGGCACCGUUUGCUGUUUUAUUCAUUGAGCUUCUGUUCGUGUUUAAGAAUUUGUGGCAGGACAAGAGUGGCUACUACUACGUGUUUGGCUUUUUGAGCGCCGUUUCGACUAUCCUAAUGGUCACGGUGAGUCAAGUGACCAUCAUCGCAACCUACAGUCAGCUUUGCUCCGAGAACUACCACUGGUGGUGGCAGAGCUUCCUGACCGGCGGAAGCAGUGCAUUCUGGGUCUUUGCCUACUGCAUUUGGUACUACUUCUUCCACCUUCAUAUCACUGGCUUCGUAUCUAGUCUGCUCUUUUUCAGCUACAGCUUCCUGGCAUGUGCAGUAUACGGCUUGUUAACGGGGACCGUUGGGUUCUUGACGGCCUACGCGUUUGUCCGACGGAUUUACAGCGGCGUCAAAGUUGAUUGAUCAAUUUCAGGAACGCAUAUUUGACAUCCACGUCAUCCUUCUACCCAGACGGGCUUAUGUGAAACGGCAACUGGUACCAGCAUUCCCUAUUUAUUUCCUUUGCCGCUUUUUGGCACAUUCUUAAGAUAUCCACCUUCCCACUCCAUGUGCAAUAAGCUACCGUGCUAUUAUUGACUUGUAAUGUCAUUUGGCCCGUGGCCGUUAUGUACUUUAUAUAUACAUAUAUAUUCCGUUUAUUAGCGAAUUCAAUCAAUAUUCCUCAGUC